AUGGCUACUCAACCACCCCAACAAGACACCUCGAGCCAACGAAGAGAGGACUUCGAAAAAUUCAAGAAAUACACAGCCUACACCUUCCUCGUCGCCUCGCCAGUCCUCAUCGCCCUCCCACCCCGCAAAUUAGACCACCUCACCGUCCUCCUGGUCGGUGCUUUCGCUUUCUCCGCAAACCACGUCACCCGUGAACAAACCGGGCGCAGUAUCGUCGACCGCAUCGAAUCCCGCAUCGCGCGCCCACGCAUGAAAACUAGUGACUUGCCCUCUGAGCGCGCACAGGAGGUCCAGAUGCGGCUGCGCGCGGCGCGCGAAGCGCAAUUGCGUGAGGGCGGCAUGCCCGCCGAUGAGAUAGAAAAAUGGAAGGCGUUGCAGGCGAAGCAAGAUCAGAAUAUCGCGCAGCGGGUUUGGCUGGGUGGGGAGAAGGAGGGUUGGAUGGAAAGGAGAAUCCAGGAGGAGCAGAAGGCUCUUGAGGAAGGAAAGGGGUAUGGUGAUUUGAUUUCCGAGUAUGUUUGGGAUGUGUGGAGCUGGGGCAAGAAUGAGGAGGAGGAUGAUGAUUGA
Penicillium verhagenii is the source of this 564-nucleotide messenger RNA. RefSeq lists its product as uncharacterized. The coding region runs from base 1 to 564 and encodes 187 amino acids. The record is from RefSeq and is a predicted model, not a curated record. The transcript has a single exon. Lineage: Eukaryota; Fungi; Ascomycota; Eurotiomycetes; Eurotiales; Aspergillaceae.